This is a messenger RNA of Sitodiplosis mosellana (orange wheat blossom midge), 3089 nucleotides long. RefSeq names its product facilitated trehalose transporter Tret1-like. The transcript has 7 exons. Gene Ontology annotation, molecular function: sugar transmembrane transporter activity. The record is from RefSeq and is a predicted model, not a curated record. Gene Ontology annotation, biological process: carbohydrate transport; transmembrane transport. NCBI's taxonomy places the organism in Eukaryota, Metazoa, Arthropoda, Insecta, Diptera, Cecidomyiidae. The coding region runs from base 1266 to 2723 and encodes 485 amino acids. Gene Ontology annotation, cellular component: membrane.
ACUUUUUUUUGUGCGCGUGUUAAACAUCUGUUUCGACAAAAAUUUAAACAAAAUUUAUCAAAUCGGUGUCAACAUAUAAUAAUAAUUACAAAUGUAGCCAUUAUUUACACUAAUUUCAAAUAUUUCGGUCAUUUGAACCGGUUUCGUUGGCAAAGGAGUUUGUAUAGUAAAUACAAGUGGUGAGAGCAUGAACAAUGAAAAAGAUAUCUCGUGCCAUUUCAACUUUGAACGGAAUGUAAUUUGAUAUUCAUGUUUGAGUGAACAAAGACUGAGUGCGGAGCACAAAAGCGGAAUAACAAGCAAAAAUAAAGUCAACCCAAUGCACAAAAAUUGAAUGAUAACCGAAACGUUUGUACAGUGUAAAGUGAUAAUGGCAGAGUCCGUACGAUCUGCUCUCACUGCUCCCAGCCCAUACUUAAUCACAUAAUGUUAACGUAUUCGAGGAAUUAUAUGUGAGUGUAUGGAUGAAUGUAGGUAUGAAUAUACGUACGUUGAAUCAAUGUAAAUUAAUCCAAAUUGCAAAAUUAAGACACAAAGCAGGCAAAAAACCGGAAUAAGAGAUUUCAGUUAAUAAAUUUUUCUUGCCCAUUCUGUAACAGUGGGUAAUCAUCUUGUUAGGAAAACAAAAACGGCUGCGCACAGACCCAUCCACACACACACACACAUAUAUAUAUAUAUAUAGAAACGAUGAGUACUUGGAUUUUUUGUAUUUUUUUCGAAAAUAUUUUAUAUCUCUCGUAGGCAGUCUUGUAUGGCGUAUAUGUUAUGCCAACGAAUAACAUCUCACAACCGACACGUAUCGCUUUCGGACCACGCACACAUAUCGCAUACAUUAUCAGUAACGUGUGUAAUACAUAAGCGUUUUACUUUUUCUAUUUGUUUUCUGUCGGCGUUUUUUUGUUGUUGUAUACAUUCAAUUUAUUGAUAAAAUAGAAUUAAAAUAUUGAUACCGAAGCGGUUGGCUGCUCUCUUCACUCUUGCAUUCACUUGGAUGAGCUCCGGACAUGAGCAUUUAUUAAUUUCGGUCUGGAAUCACAUCAGUUCAUAGCGUUUAGUUUAGAUCAGAUUAUCGUUCGUUACACAUCGAACGUGGAGGCCAUCGUGAAAUAGUCAACGUUCCCAAAUUUUUAUGUUUGACGUGCAUUUUUUGUGAAUUAGUUUUUUUUGUUCGUUUUUUUUUCAUUUGUUUUGUUUCUUUUUCCAAUCUGUUGAAACGGUGUGUUUGCCGCAGUUAUUAAAUUACGUGAGUUAAAAAAAGACUGAACAUGACUGGAACAGAGAAACCGGCUGUAGCACAGCCCAGGACGGUUAACGAACGUGGCGAUGAUCCUGACGCACGUCCAAUGCUUUACGAUCCCUUACAAGGGAGCAAGACAACAAAAAGCCAACAAUAUCUAGCAACAGUGAUUAUUUGCUUGGGCGCAGCCGCAGCUGGCACGGGACUAGCAUGGACAAGUCCAGUUUUGGAUCAACUGAAAAGUUUCAACUCACCGAUUGUCAUAACAAAAGAUGAAGGAACAUGGAUCGCAUCUUUUCUCGCAAUUGGAGCAAUCAUUGGUGCUGUACCGUCUGGAAUUUUGGCCGAUAAACUUGGCCGCAAGAAGACUGCUAUCAUCAUUGCUGUCCCCUAUAUUAUCAGCUAUCUUCUAAUUGUUUUCGCCCAAAACGUUAUGUGGCUGUAUGCUGCUCGAUUACUCAUUGGUAUUGCCAUUGGUGGCUCAUGCGUUGUAUGCCCGGUUUAUAUAAGUGAAUAUGCUGAAACAUCGAUUCGAGGUAUGCUUGGAACGUGUUUCCAACUAUUUCUCACGGUUGGCAUUUUGUUCGUCUUUGUGAUUGGAGCGUACACCAGUUGGAUCACAUUGAGUUGGACGUGUCUGGCUAUGCCGGUAUUGAAUCUGGUCGGUUUGUUCUUCUUGCCGGAGAGUCCAAUUUGGCUGUUGAAAAACCACCGCGAAACAGAAGCAGCAACAGCAAUCAAAUGGUUCUGGGGCCGACACUGUAAUGCGAAUGGCGCCAUUCAAGCUAUCAAGAAUGAAUUGGAGGCAGCCGGAAGUGGUUCGGGAUCGAUUCGUGAUUUGUUUGCUGUUACAGCCAAUCGCCGUGGCUUCUUCAUUUGCGUCAGUUUGAUGUUCUUCCAACAAUUUUCGGGUAUCAACGCCGUCAUUUUCUUCUCGGUGGGAAUUUUCAAAGCGGCAGGCAGCAACUUGGAUCCAAAUGUAUGUGCAAUUAUCGUGGGCGUAGUGCAAGUGCUAAUGACCUUUGCAGCGGCUGUAUUAGUUGAACGCGCAGGUCGCAAAGUUCUUCUUUUGUUGAGCAGUAUGGUUAUGGCAUUGUGUUUGUUUGUGCUGGGUGUUUACUUCUAUUUGAAAGAUCAUAACCAUGAUGUUUCAAACAUUGGCAUCAUUCCGUUGCUCAGCUUGGUCCUCUUUAUCAUUUGCUUCAGUUUGGGCUACGGACCAAUUCCAUGGAUGAUGAUGGGCGAGAUGUUGGCGGUUGAUAUCAAGGGUAUUGCCACCUCAUUCACCGUAGAAUUCAACUGGAUCUCUGUGUUCAUCAUCACAAAAUCAUUUGAACCAAUGAUUGAAGGUUUCGGCGGAGCAGUGACAUUCUGGAUUUUUGGUGCGAUUAUGGUAGUCGGUACAGUUUACGGUUACAUUUGCCUAUUCGAAACGAAAGGCAAGAGCAACACUGAAAUUCAAAUCAUAUUGGCUGGCGAUAAAUGAGCGAAUAUAUUUGUCUAGAUUUUAAUUAUUGUAUCAAUUCUAUUCUGCUGUGCAUGAUACGGACGGAUAAAACAAGAGACAGAGAUUAUACGCAUAGAAAUUGUAAUUGAACUAAUUAGUGUCUAAAUAUUUUUUUUAGCCAAAAACAUAGCAGGAAAACAAUCAUUGUAUGUAAAAGACCGAGAGAGAAAAAAAAUAUCGUAUUUUUGUAUAUAAUUAAAUUUUACGUUAAGUAACUAGCUAAAAAUGAAAUUCAGAUACUUUUAGAUUGUGAACAAAUUAUUUUAUUCAAAACAUUGUAUUACAAAUUCAAUAUGUUGCUCAAGUUUUUUUUAGACCGAUUAAAUAAAAUGUGAGUUAUUUUAA